Cotesia congregata is the source of this 1393-nucleotide messenger RNA. Lineage: Eukaryota; Metazoa; Arthropoda; Insecta; Hymenoptera; Braconidae. The record is from the annotation of a GenBank genome assembly.
UAUCAUAAUUGAUUUUUUAUAAAAAUUUCAAAAAUUGUCGGAUGUUUGUUGAUUUAAGUAUCAUAUUCAUAACAGUAAAAAAAUUUUUUUCCAGUUAAAAGGAUCAAUUGAUGAUUGUAGCUGCAAUGUCGAUACUGUUGAUUAUUUUAAUAAUAUGAAGAUAUAUCCAAGACUGCAGAGUCUUCUCUUAAGGGAUUACUUCCGUUUUUAUAAAAUUAAUUUGAAGAAAGAAUGUCCAUUUUGGGCUGAUGAUAGUAAAUGUGCAAUAAGAUAUUGUCAUGUUCAACCUUGUCAAGCCGAUGACAUACCGGUUGGAUUAAAAGGAGACUUACCGCGAGAUCUCCAUCAUCAUGAUGAAGAAAGUCCGUAUGAUAAAUAUUUAGCUGAAAAUCAACUGAAUGACUGUGAACAGACUGCUAGGGAUCAUAAUAAGGAGCUCGGAUAUUUGAAUAGAACAAUUAGCUCAAAGAAUUACAAAGAGUUUGAGCGAUGGCAAUACCAUGAUGACAACUUGGACAAUUUUUGUAUCAAAGAAACGAGCCCUGGUGAAUAUGUUGACUUGCUGCUCAAUCCUGAAAGGUAUACUGGAUACAAAGGACCCAGUGCUCACAGAAUAUGGAGAAGUAUUUAUAUGGAAAAUUGUUUCCGACCUGAUUCUUCGCCGCAUAAUUUUAUACAGAGCUCUAAAAUAGAUGGAAUGUGUUUAGAAAAACGUGCAUUUUAUCGAGCAAUAUCUGGAUUACAUGCUAGUAUAAACAUACAUUUGUCUGCUAAGUAUUUAUUAUCUAGUCAAGAAGGCAUGGCAUUUAUCCGCGAGAGUAAUGAAUGGGGGCCUAAUCUUCCGGAAUUUCAACGACGUUUCUCGCCAGAGACUACCGGAAAUGAAGGGCCUGGAUGGUUGAAAAAUUUAUAUUUUUUGUAUCUAUUAGAACUACGUGCGCUUUAUAAAGCUGCACCUUAUUUAGAACGGGAACAAUAUUACACUGGCAAUGAAGUUGAGGAUGUUGAUACUAAAAUGGCAGUAAUGGAUAUUUUGCAAGUCGUAAAAUCAUUCCCAGAUCAUUUUGAUGAAAGUCUUAUGUUUAAUGGUGGGUCUGAAGCGCAGGUAUUAAAAGAAGAAUUCAGGCAGCAUUUUAGAAAUAUAUCACGUAUAAUGGACUGUGUAGGGUGCGAUAAAUGUAAAUUAUGGGGUAAAUUACAAGUACACGGCGUUGGGACUGCAUUAAAAAUAUUGUUCUCUGGAAAAUUUGACAUGUGGUCGUCUACGCUAAACAAUAUAGAUAGAAAACAAUUUUAUCUUGAUAGAAGUGAAAUAGUUGCUUUAAUUAAUGGUUUUGGAAGAUUGUCCGAGAGUAUAUUCGAAUUGGAGAACUUCCGAAAAAUGAUGAGAUAA